Molecule: messenger RNA, 1227 nt
Organism: Branchiostoma belcheri (Belcher's lancelet)
Lineage: Eukaryota; Metazoa; Chordata; Leptocardii; Amphioxiformes; Branchiostomatidae
Exons: 2
Coding region: 68-886 (272 amino acids)
Source: RefSeq, a predicted model, not a curated record
UUUGAGUUACCUAUUCUGGCAAAACUACGGAUCUCUGUUAAGGUGUCGUACGUUUGGAGGCUGAACCAUGUAUCUUCAUGUGAGGGUGAUUUUGAGCAGUGUUCUGUUUAUCCUUGUCUCAGGUGACCUGUUCAGGAACAAAGACUACUAUAACUACGACUACACCGACGAUGACAAUGAAGAUGAGACACUCAACGACGGGGAGACAGACAACACGACGACAGGUAACGCGACGUCACUUCCGGUCACGAUCAGCAACAACGCCACAUCAGCAGUCAACCUGACCUUUGUUCAGUCCAACAACACAGGCACGACUACUCCUAGUGACGACAGCAUCGAAACGUCAACAACGAAACAAGAUGUCAUAGAAGACAUAUUUGAACUUGUUGACUACGAAGAUGUCAAGGACGAGUACGGGACAACCACCACUGGGCGGGGUUUCUCUACUACAAGUCUUCUUGAAGAUGGGGAUAAGAUUGAGGUUGAGGAUGACAACGGGACAACAGGUGGAGUCAACAGAUCCACCUCCCUACAGUCGGCCACCACGCCAACUAUUACUGUGAACGAGAGCUCGUCGUUACCAGGGAAACGGAACGGCAGCUUCCCUGUGUACACCGGGAACAAGAACAAGGGCGAUAACAUCCACCACCGCCAGGGGGCAGGCCUUCCUGACUCGGACCAGUUGAAGAAAGAAGAACAGAUGAAUUACUACGCCGUGCUGCUUGGCUGCAGCGGGCUCCUUAUAGCAACACUUCUCUAUGUUAUCUACAAGAACAAGAGGGCGAUCGCCAUGCUGAUAGCGACAGGACGUCGGGAGUACCGCAGCGCGCCCAGGCCCAAGCGGACAGACGGGUACCAACGUCUGGGGCAGCAGGACAUCGCUUAGACGCUAUCCAAACCUAGAUUCAGUCUGCCAAAAUGGAGCCAAAAGAUUUAAUUAAGUCAAGUUCACACAGUUUGUAAGUUUAAUUUAAUAGCACAUCACCCUGACAUGUACGACGUUAAACAUUGUUGUUUACAAUCCUUAGGUAAUCCUUACAAUUCAAUGUAUAAUUGUCGUUAGACAGCUGUUAUUUGGUUAGAAAAGUUGAUCAACUGAUGAAACAUACAAAGAGGACCUUAUUUGCAUAGUCAGUCGUAAAGAGUAUAUCAUUUGCCGAAGGUAUGAGAUCGUGGAACUCUUGUUUGUUUUGGCAUAAAUCCAAAACGAUGCUUUUUGUCGAGUGU